This is a messenger RNA of Bubalus bubalis (water buffalo), 4662 nucleotides long. RefSeq names its product cyclin dependent kinase 15 (gene CDK15). The transcript has 14 exons. Gene Ontology annotation, cellular component: cytoplasm; nucleus; cytosol. Gene Ontology annotation, molecular function: cyclin binding; cyclin-dependent protein serine/threonine kinase activity; ATP binding. The record is from RefSeq and is a predicted model, not a curated record. Bases 657 to 1964 code for a protein of 435 amino acids. Lineage: Eukaryota; Metazoa; Chordata; Mammalia; Artiodactyla; Bovidae. Gene Ontology annotation, biological process: protein phosphorylation.
AAACUCCUGUCUCUCCACUAUUGGAUAACAUUGUUAAGAACAACACAAGUGCUUACUGGAUAGUUUUUGAAUCAGUGAAUGAAUGGGUACCCCUCUGGGACUAUCAGUUACACUGUUACUUGAAGGCAAAGAGAUGGACUAGAUAUCUUCAGCUCUCUUUCCUUCCUAGGGUUCUGUGGUUUCUUUGACUACUAAAAAUUGGUUAGGUUGCAAAUCUAUUCUGUAGUCUUAAAAACAAAAUACCUUCACAUAAAAGGCAGGGAGAAAAUAUUCCUCAACAUGUCCAGGAAAAUCUAAUAAAUACCUUCAGUAAUAUGGAUAAGCUAUGCAAAUUCAUUAAAAAGGUGUAUACCAGUGGCACUAACUUGUGGCUGGAAGAACUUGAGUUGUGUCAAAGUUUAUUCUAUCCAACAUUAGCUGUCUUGGUGUCCAUUGUGCAUAUAUGAAGGCAGGCAGCUGCCUUUCUGAGGUAUACUCUCUUGCACGGAUCAAGAAAAACUGCUGAAGUCAUGAGGCUGCUCCAGACAGAGCCCUCAUGUGAGUCAUAUGAAAGCUCCCGCACUGCUGACCUCUGGCAAAAAAGGGAGUGAACAAGGACAGGAGCAGCAGAGGGAGAGAGGUUCAAGUGCCGGUGUUCUCCUUGAACCUAGAAGAUUAUGGGUCAAGAGCUGUGUGCAAAGGCUCUGCAGCCUGGAUGCAGCUGCCAUCGCUGUUGGGAGGGAGGCAACGCACACAGCUGUCAGAGGAGUGCGCCUGUGAUGACGGAGGCUGCGAUCGAGCUAACAGACCUAAAAGAAGCAUCAUGUUCCAUGACUUCAUUUCACCCCAGGGGACUUCAGGCUGUGCAUGCCCGGAAGUUCAAGAGUAAAAGGCCACGGAGUAGCAGCGAUUCUUUUCAGGAAGAGGAUCUGAGGCAAGGUUUUCAGUGGAGGAAGAGCCUCCCCUUUGGGGCAGCUUCAUCUUACUUGAACUUGGAGAAGCUGGGUGAAGGUUCUUAUGCUACAGUUUACAAAGGGAUUAGCAGGAUAAAUGGACAACUAGUGGCUUUAAAAGUCAUCAGUAUGAAUGCAGAGGAAGGAGUCCCAUUUACAGCCAUCCGGGAAGCUUCACUCCUGAAGGGUUUGAAACAUGCCAACAUUGUGCUGCUGCAUGACAUAAUACACACCAAAGAGACACUGACAUUCGUAUUUGAAUAUGUGCACACAGACCUGGCUCAGUAUAUGUCUCAGCACCCAGGAGGGCUUCAUCCUCAUAAUGUCAGGCUUUUCAUGUUCCAACUUUUGCGGGGCCUGGCAUACAUCCACCACCAACACGUUCUUCACAGGGACCUGAAACCUCAGAACUUACUCAUCAGUCACCUGGGAGAGCUCAAACUGGCUGAUUUUGGUCUUGCUCGAGCCAAGUCCAUUCCCAGCCAGACAUAUUCUUCAGAAGUUGUGACUCUCUGGUACCGCCCUCCUGAUGCCUUGCUGGGAGCCACUGAGUAUUCCUCUGAACUGGACAUAUGGGGUGCAGGCUGCAUCUUUAUUGAAAUGUUCCAGGGUCAACCAUUGUUUCCUGGGGUUUCCAACAUCCUUGAACAGCUGGAGAAGAUCUGGGAGGUGCUGGGAGUCCCUACAGAGGAUACCUGGCCUGGAGUUUCCAAGCUACCUAACUACAACCCAGAAUGGUUCCCGCUGCCUAAGCCUCUGAGCCUUCAGAAUGUCUUCAACAGGCUGGGCAGGGCUCCCGAAGCGGAAGAUCUGGCCUCCCAAAUGCUGAAGGGCUUUCCGAGAGACCGUGUCUCAGCCCAGGAAGCGCUGGUUCACAAUUAUUUCAGUGUCCUGCCGGCUCAGCUGCACCAGCUUCCAGAUGAGGAAUCAUUGUUUACAGUUUCAGGAGUGAGGCUGAAGCCAGAAAUGUGUGACCUUUUGGCUUCCUACGGGAAAGGUCACCACCCAGCCGGGUUUAGCAAAUGCUGGUAAAAAGAAAGGGUGAGAUUACCAAGAUCUUCCAGGGCUAUUUUACUGUUGCUUCAGUUUUAAUUUGCUUCAGCUUACUAAGAAGCUACAAAUCUAACUCCACACUGGACCAAGGGUUUUAUACCAUCACCUGUGAUGUGGAACAUUUUAAAUACAAUGUCCAAGGCAACAGCGCAUAAUACUUGAAGAAAAAGCAGUGAACAGUUAUCGCUAUUGUCAUUUGCCUAGAAUUUAACAGAGAUUGGCUCAAAAAUGAGACAUAGACAGAAAUCAUCUGAGAAGAGAACUUCUGGAUAAUUUCAUCCAUUUCAUUAUUUGAUAGAGAGAUCCCUGGGCCAGAAGGAGAACAGGACAGAUGGGGACAACAAUUGAAAGACUUUGGAGACAGAGCUCAGGCUUAACAGAGGCCUGUCACUCCUGUGUUCACUUACGAUUUUCCCCAACAAAAGGACUUCUGUGGCCAAGGAGAGGAUUAGGCUAAAGUUUAAAAAAGCCUCCAGGGAAGGUGGUUUCUUGGAUAAAGUUGUCAACAAAAUUACUUGCUGAAGACUCUUUGUUAUGAUUUCCUAGGGGGCGCCUCUUCCUUUGCUAACUGGAUUAUCAAAACACAUGACCACUCCAUCCCAGCCAGACUUCAGUAGGAGUUUGGAUUGAGAUGCUGGUUAGAAUUAAAUUUCAGGCUGUCCUCUUCUGCUGAACUCUAUUGUUUGUGAUGAUAGCAAGAGUGAUGAGGAAUCUCAGCUCUGAUUUGAUGGCAGAGAUACGGAAUAAAGGCCAAGAGUUCCAAAGUAGUAAUUCAAGCCCUACUGCACCAUCAGACACACAUGCAUGUGUGCACACACAUAAGCCUCAAAUAAAGUGAGAGAUCUGUCUCAGCUAACACGUGUUUCAUUUUCUACAAUAGGUCCUUGGUCCUUCUGAAAGAAGCUAGGAAACUCAAAUUACUUCAUCUGAGGAUCAUCUACCCAGGAAAUGUAGUAGCCUAGAAACCAAAGACCUCUAUAUGGCCUUCAGAAGAACAAGGAAGAACUAAUUAAGAGAGAAUUUAAAAAUAGUACCUAUGCACUCGAAGUCUGAGAUGAAACUACAUACAGAUAGUCCAGAGAAAUCUUCCUUACUGAGUAUUCAAUUUUAGUAAGGCAUUUGGCAAAGCCUGUUCAGAUAUACCUGAAAGAGGGAACUGUGUGGGCUGGAUGAUGGGAUGUGUGUGCUCAAAGAACAGUGGCCUUGCUGGAGAAAGGCUGGCAGUGGUGUGGUAUGAGGUUCAGCCCUGAGUUCUAUUCUAGUCAAAUGUUUUUAUUAAUCACUUGAAUAAAAUCAGAGAAGGCAUGCAAUUUAUUCAUACAACUCAUUAAAGUAAGUACUGUUGCCAUUCAUUUAUUACUUCCAUUUUACAGAAGAAGGAAACUGAGGCUCAGAGAAGUUAACUAACUCCUCCAUAGUAGCACACCAGAGUUAAGGUACAGAUCUUAGGCCUGGCUCUCUCCAAGGUCUAUGAUCCUUCCAGUCAUCAUAUACCUAUCAAAUCUGUAGAACACACAACUCUCGAAGAAGCAGCUGAUGUUUAGCAUUGGAUCAUGAUUCAAAAGACUGAGAUAUUGCCAAAAGCUGAUGUGUACACUACACAUUCGUUCCGGAUUUAGAAUGAUCAAAUUCCAGAACACUGACAGCACCAAUGCUGCCAGGGAUGUGGAGCAACAGGAACUCUAAUUAUUGGUGGGAAUGCAAAAUGCUAGAGGCCACUUUAGAAGGCUGUUUGGCAGUUUCUUACAAAACUAACCACACUCUAAGAUCCAGCAAUCAUGCUCCUUGCUAUUUACCCAAAGCAGUUGAAAAAUUAUGUGCACAAAAAACCUGCACACAGAUGUUUAUAGCAGCUUUAUUCCUAAUCACCAAACCUUCGAAACAACCAAGAUGUUGUUCGGGUUGAGGAUCAUCUACUCAGGAAAUGUAGUAGCCUAGAAACCAAAGACCUCUAUAUGGCCUUUAGAAGGCCAUAUGCCGUUCAGUCACAACAUAUGAAUAAACAGACUGUGGUACAUUCAGAAAAUAGAAUAUUAUUCAACAGGAAAAAGAAAUGGAGCUGUCAAGUCAUGAAAAGACAUGGAAGAAGCUUAAAUGAAUAUUACUAAGUGAAAGAAGCCAAUCUGAAAAGGCUACAUCGUACAUGAUUACAACUGACAAUCUGAAAAAGGCAAAACUAUAGAGACAGGAAAAAGAUUGGUGGUUGCCAGGGGUUAGGAGGAAGGGAGUGAUGAAUAGGCAGAGCACAGAGGAUUUUUAGGACCGGGUAACUACAUAUGACACCAUAAUGGUGGAUACAUGUCAUUCGUUAUAAAUUUGUCCAAACCCAUAGACUAUCACCAAGACUGAAUGCUAAUGUGAAACGGACUUUAGAUGACAAUGAUGAGUCUGUGUAGGUUCAUACAGUGUGACAUAUGUAGCCUUCUGUGGGGGAUGUUGAUAAUGGGGGAGGCUGUGCAUGUGUGGGGGCAGAGUGUAUACAGGAAAUCUGUAACUUCUGUUGCAUAUUCCUCCAAGCCUAAAGUUGCUCUGAAAAAUAAAUACUAAAAAAAAAAUUUUUUAACAGAAAAUAUAAAAACCUAAUGAACAGCAAGCCAAUACAUUUCUACCAAAUUUCAUGGUUUAAUUUCUUAAACUUUAGGUUUAAAAUGUCAACAAGUUAAAUAAAGUUGUGACU